AUGAAAAUCUAUUUCAUUACAUCGCUUAUUGGCCUAUCCGUUUUGCUUUGUCAUGCUCAAACAGUGAAUAGAAAAAAUCUACCAACAUUUUUAUUAUGUUCUGAUGAAAAUUGUAUCAACAGUAUAUCUACUGGUACACUGAUUCAAGAUGUUAGUCUUGGGGAUAGAAAAGUAUUUACCAAAAAUACACUUGUAGAUAUUAUAGCAAAAAGUGCUGAUAAUGAUAAUUCAGUGAUUAAAGUUAAAGUGGGCAAUGAUUACUUCUAUAUUGAUUCAAGUUUUGUUCAUGAAAAGCAAUCACCAUUGAGUUCACGGAAUUUAUUAAAAAUUGUGAAUGGAGACAAUAACCGAGAAGUUUCAACUCCUCCUGCGCUUUCAACUGAUCACCACAAUAAUAAUAAUGUCAAAGAUUCAAAAAAUGCAAUUAAAACAAAUUUGAAAAAAACAGAGACUACAAAAAAUAAAGAUGGCGCACAAAAGUCUAAUAGCCGUGAAAAAGUCCUGGAAGAAUCUCAUUUUGAAGAAGCUGACCAGGAUAUUGAAUCGGGAAAUGGUAAUGCCGAAGUUAACACAUUCUAUGACGACAAUGAUAAUUUAGUUUAUAUCGACAAGAAAAAGCGUUCUCCUCGCUUUAUGUCUGACAGUGAAUUAGCACUUGAAAAUCGCAGAUUUUCAGAGGAUUACCCUGAAGACUGGGACUCCUAUCCGGCGAAUUCAGAAUACACAGACCUACCGGGGCAGGUAUAUGCUGCUAAUGAGCAUAGAGAAAUGAAAAGUGAUCAAAUUCCAGUGAACAAUAGGCAAACAAACCAAAGAGUUGAGAGAAGUCAAGCCCAUCGGGAUAAGGAACAACAAAAAUCAAGUGAAGUAAAUAGACAAGUUGACCAAACUAGUAUUCAUCCAUCGCCUACCUCUGCUCCGACUGGUAUUGAUGUUGCAUCAGAAAAGUCAUCUUCAGUUGAUGCUGUUAAACAGGUGUCAUCACCACCUACUGCUUCGAGUGCAGUUAAUAAAGCGCCACCAUCUACCCCUCCAAGUGUAGUUGAAAAGAGAGUUGAUGAGACUGUUGUUCAUGCACCACAAGCAUCUGAUCCAACGGAUAGUGGUACUCCAGGAAAGCCAUCUCCAGCUGAUGUUGUUAAACAGGAGGCGCCAUCGCCCAUCCUCUCAAAUGUAGUUAAUAAAGGAAGUGAACAGACUGCUAGUCAUCCGUCACGUACCUCUCUUCCGACUGGUAUUCAUGUUGCAUCAGGAAAGCCAUCUCCAGUUGAUGUCUCCAGACAGGAGGCGCCACCAUCUACCCCUCCAAGUGUAAAUAGAAAAGGAGUUGAUGAAACUGUUGUCCAUGCACCACUGCACCUGUUCCAAGUGAUAAUAGUACUCCAGGAACUGUCACCAUCUACCCCUCCAAGUGUAGCCAAAAAAGGAGUUCAUGAGACUGUUGUUCAUGCACCACCUGCACCUGUUUCAAGUGAUAGUAGCACACCAGGAAAGCCAUCUCCAGUUAAAGUUUUUAAACAGGAAGCGCCCACACCUACCACUCCGAGUGCAGUUAAUAAAGGCAUUGAUGAAACUGGUAGUCAUCCAUUGCCUACCUCUGUUCCGACUGGUAUUGAUGUUGCAUCAGAAAAGCCAUCUCCAGUUGAUGUUGCUAGACAGGAGCCUCCACCACCUACAGCUCCGAGUGUAGUUGAAAAAGGAGUUGAUGAAACUGUUGGUCACGCACCACCUGAACCUGUUUCAAGUGAUAGUAGCACACCAGGAAAGCCAUCUCCAGUUAAAGUUUUUAAACAGGAAGCGCCCACACCUACCACUCCGAGUGCAGUUAAUAAAGGCAUUGAUGAAACUGGUAGUCAUCCAUUGCCUACCUCUGUUCCGACUGGUAUUGAUGUUGCAUCAGAAAAGCCAUCUCCAGUUGAUGUCGCUAGACAGGAGCCUCCACCACCUACAGCUCCGAGUGUAGUUGAAAAAGGAGUUGAUGAAACUGUUGGUCACGCACCACCUGCACCUGUUUCAAGUGAUAGUAGCACACCAGGAAAGCCAUCUCCGGUUAAAGUUUUUAAACAGGAAGCGCCCACACCUACCACUCCGAGUGCAGUUAAUAAAGGCAUUGAUGAAACUGGUAGUCAUCCAUUGCCUACCUCUGUUCCGACUGGUAUUGAUGUUGCAUCAGAAAAGCCAUCUCCAGUUGAUGUCGCUAGACAGGAGCCUCCACCACCUACAGCUCCGAGUGUAGUUGAAAAGGAGUUGAUGAAACUUGAUAGUAGCACACCAGGAAAGCCAUCUCCGGUUAAAGUUUUUAAACAGGAAGCGCCCACACCUACCACACCGAGUGCAGUUAAUAAAGGCAUUGAUGAAACUGGUAGUCAUCCAUUGCCUACCUCUGUUCCGAUUGGUAUUGAUGUUGCAUCAGAAAAGCCAUCUCCAGUUGAUGUCGCUAGACAGGAGCCUCCACCACCUACAGCUCCGAGUGUAGUUGAAAAAGGAGUUGAUGAAACUGUUGGUCACGCACCACCUGCACCUGUUUCAAGUGAUAGUAGCACACCAGGAAAGCCAUCUCCAGUUGAUGUUGGUAAACAGGAGCCGCUACCAUCCAUCCCUUCAAACAUAGUUGAUAAAGGGGUUGAUGAAACUGUCGGUCAUGCACCACCUGCACCUCUUCCAAGUGAUAGUGAUGUAUCAAGAAAGCCGACUGCUGAUGUUAUUAAGGAAGAUCCGUCACCGUCCAUCCCUUCAAAUACAGUUGAUAAAGGAGUUGAUGAGACUGUCGGUUAUGGACCACCUGCACCUGUUCCAAGUGAUAAUGAUGUAUCAAGGAAGCCGACUGCAAAUGCUGUUGAGGAAGAGCCGUCACUGUCCAUCCCUCCAGGUGUUGUAGUUAAUGAAGAAUUUGAUCGGACUACCAGUCAUACACCACUGGCAUCUGAUCCAAUGGAUAAUGAUACUCCAGGAAAGCCGUCUCCAACUGGUGUUAUUAAAGAACAGUCGAUACCAUCCAUGCCUUUGAAUGUAGUUGAUAAAGGCGUUGAUCAGACUGAUAUUGAUGUUGCAUCAGCAAAGCCAUCUCCAGUUGAUGCUGUUAAACAUGAGGCAUCACCAUCUAUUCCUUCAAGUGAAACCGUUAAAGAGAUAAUUGAUCAGACUGGUAAUGAUGUCGUAUCAUCAAAUGUAUCUAUGGAUAAUGUUAUCUUAGAUCCAACAAUAAGUAUUUCUUCAUUUCAUCAUGAGAAUAUCACCUUACCUGAUCAUAGUUCCUUGUCAGAUAGUGAAUCUCCAUCAGAAAGUAAUCUCUUACAGCAUAAUAAUGACACAAUCGUCUCACAUGAACUAAAUCUUGAAGGUGCGAAAUCACAACGUCAGACUGUCGAUUUAAGCAAAUUCAACUGUCCAGCAAUAUGUCAAGAAUUAUAUGAAUCCUGCGAUUUUCCAGUACACAUAGGAUUAGUACAAUGUUUAUACUUCGCGGCGAACGCUAGUUUUCUUGAAGCGCAUAAGGCAUCGUAUAAAUCACCUUUAUCACGUUUACUAAUUAAUGGAAUUGUCUAUUUUUUUAGAACUGCCAAUUUAUCACUUCAAUACUUCCCUGAAAAUAUAGUCACAAGUAUAAAUCAUCUGCUUUUAACAACAUGUUCUAUAUCAUUACAUUUUGUCAUUGCAUGGAUGCUAUUUGCAAUUCAUUUAAUAUUUGCUUGGAAUUUAGGCAAAGGCAUAAACUACUUGUUUUACAGAUAUAUUUCCCCACAAAAAUAUCCAUCUACAUCCUCGAGUGAUUAUAUAAGACUUGAAGAGUAUAGUAUUCAAUUGGCAAGUCAACUGUCAGAUAUGGAAGAAUCGAAUGCACACUUAUCAAAAUGGGCUAACUCCCUACAACGUAAACUACAAAGUCUUCAAGAAGAGUACACAUCGAAAUUGUCAGCGAUUACACUAUCAGUUGAUGAUUCACACGAGUCGUUUAUACGUGUCCAAUCCGAGUUGAAUCGUCUGAAAGAUGCGCAUAGUCUACUAGAAAGAAAUUCCCGUUCAAAAUUACAAGAUAAAGAAGAAGCGAUUCGUGAGCUACACACAGAAAUUGAUCAUUUAAAACAGUUAAAUGCUGAGAAUGAAGAAAGCUGGAAAAUGAAGCUAUCAAAAAUUGAAGAAAAUAAUCAUAAGUCUAUAGAGGAGUUAAAAGAUGAACAAGAGAAACUGUAUUCACAAGCUAACAUAUAUUAUAAUAGAAUGAAGACAAUGCAAUCAGAGGUAGAUAAAAUUAUCGAGUCACGUAAGUUGACUGAAGAAAAGUUGAUUGCUAAAGAAGCAGAAUUUCAAAGUCUACUCACCACCUUCAAUACACUGAAAAGUCUUGAAGUAAUAUUUGAACAAGAAACUUCUUCUUUAAAACAUGAAACAGAUUCAACUGAAGAAAAUGAAAUCAGCAUAACGGAUAAUCUAUCUCAUACAAGUGGUAUAUCAGAAGAUGUAGUAGUUGAUCUAGACAAAUCGCGUACUGUUUCUCAAAGUGAUAUAUCUAGCUUAAAUGAUGAAGUUGACAGUCAUCAUCGUCGAACAGAAAAGUCGAAACUACAUGAACACUUAUCAUUUCUUUUGGAUAUCGGUCGAUUGCAUGCCCAAAUCCGACUUAAAGAUGAACAGAUAAAAAGUGAAGAAUUUAAAGCGAAAAAUGAACAUGACCUAAGAAUUGAAGUUGAGUCGAAACUGGAAGAAAUAGAAAAAGAAAACUCCAUCUUAAGAACUAAUCAAACUCAACUUGAACAAGAGAAAAAUGCACUUCAAACUAAGCUGGAUAUUUUAUCAGAGUACUUUAAAGAACGUGAACUUGAAUUGCAAAGAGAUUUGGGGAAACAUGUUGUAGUCGGUUCUGAGUCAUCAGAAGCUCUUGUCAAUAGUCGAAAGCGUAAUCAAGAGCUUGAAGCCGAAGGCAGAGUCCUUCGAGAACAGAUAUCAGCUUUACGCCGUGAACUAGCUGAAACUGAACGCACAAGUAGACGGCAAAAAUCAGAGUUGGAUAAACGGUGUCAUGAAAAUUGGUUAGCAGCUCGUGCAUCUGAUCAUCAAGUUCAAGAGCUUCGUGAGGAGAAUUCAACUCUUCGACAAAAAUUGAUUGAAUCAGAAAAUAGUAAUCUACGGUCAUCAAUGCGUGGAUUCUCAGAAAAACCGGGAUCAUUUGAAAAGAUCAUGAAUGUAUUCCCAAGACCUUUGUUACCAUCUAGUUUCAUGAAAAAUACCACUGGGAAUACAAAUUCUCUGUCAAGACAAUCAUUAACAAGUUUGUCUUCUCAACGAUCCGUAGCUGAAGCCAAUCCAUUUCCAUUCAUCCCACCGCCUCCGCCGCCACCACCUGGAAUUAUGCCAUUCCCAGGUGGUCUGAAGGGAGAUGCCAGACCGCCGCCACCACCACCACCCCCAGGACAUAUGUUGCCAGGAUUUCCUCCAGUACCUUUCCCUCCAGGAUUUCUACCUCCACCUCCAUUUCCACCUGUUACAAAAUCUAAUAUUGAUCAACAUAAACAACAACAUCAGCAGGGUUCCCCCUCUUCAGUAAGUGGGUCACUGAAAUGA
Molecule: messenger RNA, 5559 nt
Organism: Trichobilharzia regenti
Lineage: Eukaryota; Metazoa; Platyhelminthes; Trematoda; Strigeidida; Schistosomatidae
Source: the annotation of a GenBank genome assembly